Messenger RNA from Hyla sarda, 963 nucleotides. Its product is annotated as olfactory receptor 13C9-like. The record is from RefSeq and is a predicted model, not a curated record. NCBI's taxonomy places the organism in Eukaryota, Metazoa, Chordata, Amphibia, Anura, Hylidae. The coding region runs from base 1 to 963 and encodes 320 amino acids. Gene Ontology annotation, molecular function: G protein-coupled receptor activity; olfactory receptor activity. Gene Ontology annotation, cellular component: membrane. The transcript has a single exon. Gene Ontology annotation, biological process: G protein-coupled receptor signaling pathway.
AUGGAUUAUGGUAACCAGACUUUGCUGAAGGAAUUGAUCUUGAUUGGAUUUGGAUUGGAUUGGUCCCAAUACCAGAAAACAAGAAUAUUAAUUUGCAUCGUAUUCUUAUUCAUGUAUAUGUUGAUCAUCCUGGGGAACAGUUUCCUGGUCUUCACCGUCAUUGUCAGUCCUAAGUUACACACUCCUAUGUAUUAUUUCUUAUGUCAUUUGUCUUUCAUUGAUUUGUGCUUCACGUCCUCCACUAUACCAAAAUUUCUGCAUGAUAUCAUGUAUAAUACAGGGAUAAUUUCUGUCACCGGAUGUUUGGUCCAAAUGAACAUUAGUCUUUUUCUGGGGAUAGCUGAGUGUUUAUUACUGGCGGUGAUGGCCUAUGACCGGUAUAUUGCUAUAUGCUCCCCCUUAUAUUACACCAUCAUUAUGAGCUGGAGGGUCUGUGUAUACAUUACAGUCAUCAUGUGGUCAGUAAGUUUAGUCUCCUCUACUAUCCCGACCCUCAUAAAACCUCUUGUAUUCUGUAGGGAAAACAAACUGAACCACUUUGCUUGUGAGAACUUAGUGGUUCUUGAGCAGGCGUGCGGGGAUCUCUCCACUACUAAAUUCUUCACAUUUGUUCAGAGUUUCUUUAUUCUUUUAUCACCUUUUAUAUUCAUUGUGGUGACUUAUAUUUGUAUCAUUUCCGCUAUAUUAAAGAUAAGUUCUGCUCAGGGUAGAUCUAAAUCCUUCUCUACCUGCGCCUCCCACCUCACUGUGGUUAUUAUGUUUUAUGGGACAAUUUUGACCACAUACACGGCACAAUCUAAAUUGUCUUCUAACCUGAAAUAUAUUUCUAUAAGCUAUGGGGGUGUUACUCCAUUUUUAAAUCCUUUGGUCUACAGCCUGAGGAAUAAUGAAGUAAAAGGCGCCUUUAAGAAAUUAUUGACCAAACACUCAGUAAUGCGACUGUUUCAUAGAGACAGAAAUUAA